This is a messenger RNA of Caenorhabditis auriculariae, 10105 nucleotides long. NCBI's taxonomy places the organism in Eukaryota, Metazoa, Nematoda, Chromadorea, Rhabditida, Rhabditidae. The record is from the annotation of a GenBank genome assembly.
AUGAGGCUAUUUCCCAAAGAACGUUUACAAUGGCUCGGGUGCGAGAUGAGUCUGACGUUUCCGGGAUUUCCUGACACACCAAAUUUUGUGCGUCAGAGCGAACAAGCCUAUUUGGCAGUCCGAUUCUCUCGCUCCGACGCCUUUCAGGUCCGUUAUCUUUUCGAUUUCGCUUUUUAUCACGUCUUCAAUUAUUUAUUUUUUAUUUUCAAAUGGUUUUUAUUGCAAUCUUUGAACAGUUUUUUCAAAUCUUUGUCAGUCUUGCUAGAGGAGAAAUUUCUAAUAAAUAUAACUGAGUUCAAAAGCUCAGAUGGCCAGUUUAUUUUAAUAAAGUUUGAUUCUUGAAAAGUUUUGAAUUUGCAACAAUGGAGCUUUUUUUGCUGCUUAUAAAUGUUUCAUGAUAUCGGCGGAAUUUGAUAAUUUAUUAGGGGCUUCCGCAAACCAAACUUUGAUCGAUACUAGCCGAGUGUAAAGUUAUAUUGUCCAAUGCUUUGGCUCUUUUUUUAUUUAGGUGUAUUCGCAGUUCCUUUUAAAUCAAAAAUAGACUUUUUUCUCCCAUUCAUAUACGUCACGACAACGUUUAUUUUCCAACAUUUCUGAAAAUAUAAAAAAAAAUUUUUUUCGAAGUUUGUUUUGCUAUUAAUUUCUAAAAUCAAUAUUGUUCGAAAACUUGUAGACGCUUUUUUUAUAAUUAUAAAAAAAUGUUUCAUUUUUUUCUACGGUAGUCAUGCUUUUUAACUAUUUUUUUACCGUGAGCUAAUCAAAAAAAUACUCAAAAAAACUCGAAUAAAAAGGAUAUUUUUUUAAUAAUUGUUAUGAAUAUCGGUAUCAAAAUUUUUGCUGAAACUUCGGAUGAAUACAUUUAUUAAUUUCGGACACAAAUAUCACUUAAAAAUUUAAAGAAAAAAACUGUGGAAAUUUAUAAGAUUUUUUUGAACUUCAUGACGGAACCACCGGAAAAAAUGAAGCUUGUUGCGAAAAAGUUCUUUUUCGAGUUUGAAACUCCAUUCCUCUAAUGAACGCGCCAUGAACUCGAAAUUUCUCAAACUAAUUUUUUUGAAGACCCGCCAGAAUUUUAUUUGUAUUCUUUCCAAUGCUUUUUCUAGGUUUUUACCAUUUUCGACUGAAAAAAAUGUUUCAUAUCAAAAAGUUUGGAGGUUAUACUUUCAAAAAUUCCCUCCAUUUAAGUUUUAGAAAAUCUCAUAAAAAAAGAAAGCAUUAUUAUAAGAUUUUUAUAAAAAGGAGAAAAAAGCUCAAUGCUCCAGUCGCCGAGUGAUAAUGAGAUUGAGCCAAAGGAGGGGUGAGAUUGAAUCGGAACGGCUCUCGAGCUCCACAAGAGUUUUGGCCUUGAGCCUCCCGCCGGCUAACAUGUCACUUUGCAAACAUUUUCACUUGAGUGGAAGCUUUUGGCUAGGUUUCCAGUGCAGGUGUCAGCUGGAUUAAAAACGCCCUUUUUCGACCUUUACUUUUAACUAUUCCGUAGUUUUUUUUUAUUCUUAGCAGCUCAUUGUGCUUUCCAAAAGGCUUUUUUGUCUUGAAAUUUUUCUAUUUUUCGUUGAAUGAAGAACUGAAGCAUGUAUCGUUAAAGUUGAAUUAAUAUUUAUAUUAUUCAGGUCUCAAAAAAAUAUUUCGAAAUGGUACUUUUUCGAUUUUUUUAGAGCAUUUGAAUUUGAUUUUUGGACAAUGAAAAAAAGUCAUACAUUUUUUUAAAAUUUAUUUUUUUAGGUGUUUUUAUGUGUAAAUUUGUCCGAAUAAAGCUGUUAAGGAUCAACAAGUUUUCGGAAUUUUUGGGGUUAUUUUGAGUUUCAACUUGAUUUUGCUCCGGGAAUUUCGAAUAUCGAUUUCUUAAUUUAAAAGUAUUCAAAUUUUUGAACAUCCAGGUAUUUUUUUGUAUCUAUGCUCUUGAUGAUAUUUUUUUCUUAGCGUUUCUUAGCUAAAAUAUUUAAUAGAAAAAAAUGAUAAACCUUGUUUAAUCAAAGAAGAGACGAUAGAUCAUUGAAAAUAGGAACAAAUACUCUUGCCUUUUUUUAGAAUAUUGUGAAAUCUUUUUUUCAGUUCGAAAAGGUAUUUUUAAAACGUUCAGAUAUUUUUCCCCCAUUUUUUCAUUUAGAUUUCGACGUCAUCAAUAUUAUUCACCUUGUCACCCGAUUUGUCAUAGUUUAAUUUGGUUUUUCUCCAUAAUAUCACAUUUUCACUGCUGUUAUUUUCUUUCUCUUUUCGACUUUGUUUUUUUCAAAUUCUACACUCGAUUUUUGAGAGUUAUUUUUGUAAUUUUUUUCAAAAUAUUAAGAUAAUUUCAGCAAGCGAUCGGUUGCUUGUAAAGCAUAGCGCUCGGCGCAAUUGCUUGCUCGGCCUGAAACUGCACAUCGGAUAGUUGAAGGUUCUUUUUUUCAGUACUUUUAGAAGUUAGCCGACAUAUAAAAAAAAAAGUUUUGGAAUUUCCAGUUGAGAGCUGUAAAACUGGUUUUAAUUGGAUACCAAGCGACCUCAAAAAGGCCUUAAAAAGAAGAGUCUAAAACUCCUUUUUGAGUUCCUAAAGAGGUUUCUCGGAAUCACCUUUUUUCUGCCUUAUUUUAUUACACCUCCUUAGAAGGUCCUUCUCAGUAGAAGUUGUAAAAAAGGCGUUUUUGAAGCCUUUCAGAGAAUUUUUUGUUCCAAAAGUCCUUUUUGAGACCUUUUGAACUUUUCCAGUGUAGUUUCAAAUCUCACUUUCAAAUGGGACACUACUUUUGUAAAAACUUUGUAAAAAUUGACAGUCCCACAAAUUUCAGUCCUGAUUGUCGAGAACAAGCUCAAAUACGUCGUGCUCAAUAAUAUGAAAGAUGAAGAAUUUUUAUUUUUCAAAUUUGAUUCAGCCAUCGUUCACAUUUUUCCUAGUUGAAUUUUUUUAUUAUUUUUCACAAAUUUCAGAGAGUAGGAGAGCUGGCGGCGAUCAGAACAAACGCGGGCGCUGUGCGUAUCGAAGGAGCCAGCAGCCGGAGGCGCAGGACCAGCUGGUGCUGCAGGCAGCGAAAGAAGAUGUGCAAGAAGUUCACCCUGCUCCUGCCGGCCGGCGUCGCCUGGUCGAUGAUCAUCAUCGGCAGCGCCAUCUUCUACUAUUUCCUCGCUCCGGCCGUCGUCGCCAAGUGGGCAUUGUAAGUGGCUUUUGCAGCUUUUCUGUACAGAAAAGGAUUCCUUGGAAAUUUAGUUGAGCGAAGGAAAACAGAAAAAUUCGAAUGAAAAUGACUGGAAAGUUGUAAAAUAAUUGAACAGAGGCCGAUAUAAAAUAUGCCUAGAGCUUCGUUAGCUGUUAAUCAGAAGUGAGAAAACUCAUCAAUUCCGAUGAUAGAACAAAAAGUAGUCGUCAUAUAACACAUGGACUAUGCCAAUUUUUGAAAGGAAAUAUUUUGAUAACUCUUUAUUAAUGUCUUAAGUUAGACCGUUCAACUGAUUUGACCGUUCCGUUUUCGAACGGUUGUAACAUUUCGUUCUACUGACCGUUCGUUUCACCGACCAGUUUUUGAAAUUUAUGAAACUUCAACCUUUCGACCAAUAACCAUUUAGUAUAACAUGUUAAAAAAAAAAUGUUGAUCGAGCGGUCGGUCGACCGUUCAAUUUCCAGUGGUAUGAAAAAAAGACCAGCGAAAAUUUAAAUGGCGACUUUUCCGAUUUUUUCAUAUCGCUAGAGAACUUUCCGACGACCACCUUUCCGCCGAAUUUUUUUCCGACUUUUUUUUCUCGAUAAACUCUUCGUUUUCAAUCUUCCUUUCUGAUGUAGGCGAGUUAUUCAUGAUUAAAACACAACGAAAUAGGAAAAAAAAAAUGUUAACAGAUUUUUUAUACACCGGGAAAUAAGUCGGAAUGAGAUUCGUCGGAAAGGUGGCUUUCGGAAAGUUACCUCGCGAUUUAAAAAAUCGGAAAAGUCGCCGUUUGAAUUUCCGGUCUUUUUUUCAUACCACCCAAUUUUCGUAACUUAAUGAGUUUUCAGUUUUUUUUAAGUUUUCGGAUUAUUUUAUUUUUUUCAGAUGGGGUCUCGCCGCAGUGAUAAUCGACGGAUGCUUGUUUCUGAUGGUUAUCGCAAACUUGGGGAUGGCGAUGUGCUUGGACCCAGGCACCCAUCCAUAUGGUUAAUAAUUCUAUUCAUUUUAAUUAAAGUCGAUUCACGGCUGGCUUGGGACUUCAAUGGUGUGGGACUCUCUGCGCUACCCACUAACCAAAAAGUCUCUAAUUUUUACCGCGUCAUUUUUCGAUGGCUCAUUCCAGCCGUGAUACGACUAUAUAUUGCUUCUAUUCUGAAGACCAAUAUUUUAAUCCAAUUAUUCCAUGACCUUUUUCCAGCCAUCGGAUCCGAAGAACCAACCCAACUCGACGAUCUUCGGGCACCUCUGUAUAAAAAUGUUGAUAUCAACGGGAUAACAGUGAGGAUGAAAUGGUGUGUCACUUGCAAGUUCUACAGGCCUCCAAGGUCUAGCCACUGCAGUGUUUGUAAUCGGUAAGGCAUUUUUUUCCUUUUGAGAUUUGUUUAGAACGUUUUAUAGUUCAAAAGUAGCGUAAUAAUGAUACUUUUAAAAAUGGAAUUUAUGCAAAAUAUUCUUAUGAGGAAGCUCAUUCAAAUUAGCGGUUGGGAUUUUUCUGAAAUUUGGCCAGAACACUCCUUGAUCUGCCAGAAGAAUGUUCUGAAAGUUUCAUCCUGCAAAAAUUCUUAAUUAUCGGAAAAGAAGUCCUCAAAGACGAAGGAAACCCUCAAAAAAGGCCAUUUUAAAACUUUAAGCCCUUAUUUCUCGACAACUAGGAUUUUUCGCAGGUUGAAACUUUCAAAAUCAAGGAGUUAUCUGGUCAAUUUUCCUGAAAUUAAAAUCACCGCUCUUGUUGGAGCCUUUUCUGUGCCUUCAAAAGCGUUUUUGAACGGAAAAAUGUGGUCUAGAUUCUUAUUGAAUUGAUGCAAAUCAGAUUUUUUUGUAGGAAAUAACGUCAAUAUUUUUUUUCCGGAAAAUAUUAUUUUUGUUUCCCAUGACCCUGUUAUUAAAAAAAACAUGAAAUGAUCAUUUUUCAGGUGUAUUGAUACGUUCGAUCAUCAUUGCCCGUGGGUGCAUAAUUGUGUUGGCCGAAGGAAUUAUCGGUAUUUGCUUUCCUUAUAAUUUUUUCAAUAAAGUUCCUUUUCAGGUACUUCUUCUUUUUCCUAUGCAUUCUGAGCGUUCAUAUGAUUUACGUGUUCAGUAUUUCUUUGUUCUAUAUUUGGAAAUUCAGGUGGGAUUUUUUUAAUUUAACUUUUUCUCUUCUCAAUGUCGCUUGCUUUUUGUUUAUAGGAACUUUGAUUCAUAAGCUUGUUUCUGUUAAAUAAUUGAAUAAGAGUUUGAUUGAAAUUUAUUUCUUUUUUUGGUUGUCAAAAAUAUAACUUCUAUGUUUCGAUGUUUAUUUAAACAUGAAAGAACUUUGUCUUUGUCGUUUAGUAGAGCUUCUUCAAGUCGUAAAUUCGGAAUUCUGUAAAAAUUUUACAAAAAGACCUUUCAAAACGACAAAAUUUCAAUGUCAGUAUCUUUAACGAUAUAUUCAUGUCACUUUACAAAGGGGUUCAUUUUACUUUUCGGUUUUGAAUUUUUUUAAAUUUUCUCAAACAUUCUCUGAAGGUUUAGAUGAAGAUCCCUUAUUGUCGCUACCAGCUCAAAAAUUUAGUUUUUGAGAUAUGAUUUUUCAGUUCCGAAAGAUAAGUUUUAAGGCUAUUUCCUCGAAUUUCAAAAUUAUGAAGGCGCGAGUUGCAGUUUAGAUGUAUCUUCAUAUAAAUUUUCAGCAAUUGUUUGAGAAAAUUCAUGGAAAAAUGGCAAAGUAAUGACUUCCCGUGUUAGGUCAAAAAAUUAAAACAUUAAUCGAGCUGUGACAAGUGAUCCGUCUUGCAUUAAAAUAUUUUGGGACUCUCAAAUGUGCUGAAAAUUUCAAAAUAUUGGUUUGAAACGUAGGACUGCCACUACCUAUCCGGUAUCAAGCCUUGAGAGGACGUAAUAAAUGAAUUUCUCACCUAGCGGCUUGCUUGUCCCAGUUUUCUUUUUCUAUUCUUAAAUAUUCGAACGAACAAAAUAAUGUCCAUCGUGACCUGUCCUGUUCUAACAAUUUACUUCGAAAUCCGUGCCGCCUAACGCUUUGUCGCUGGUUUUUCACUGUCCGAAUGAGGUUGAAGAUCUAGCGAUGAGAUGCUGACGCCGGCGUACGUCUGCGCGAUCAUCCUCAUGGCCGCCUGUGCGAUUCUGUCCGUUCCGGUCGUCGGCCUGACCAUCUUCCACGUCGUGCUCGUGUCCCGCGGCAGGACCACCAAUGAGCAGGUUCGCCACGGGCCUCCGUAUCACCAGAGUGUUUGUUUCAUUCAUAUCGCACCCACACCGCAUGCUUCGCCUUGCUAAGGAAAUUUUAAAACGGAAAAGAGUGAUUUUAUGACUUUUGUUUUGAAUUUGAGAAUCCUGAGUUAUAAAGUAAAUCGAUUACGCUGAGUUCUAUCAUCGACAUUAUCACGUAUAGACCCUGGUAGAAUUUAUUAUUCACAUAAUUUUUAUCUUAUACGAAUCCUGAUAUUUUUCUUGCACUAACAACAAGCACUGUGCUGUGAAAGUCUCGCAAUUCGUGGUAUGAAAACGUAACUUUUUCCUUACUCCGGCAAAGUCGGAAGGGCGAUGGCCGCUUAAAAAGAAGAGGCAAAAAAGGCCGCAAAGGCACCAAAAAGAGCCCAUUUAUCGAGCCUUUUCUUUUUCUGGGGUUCAAGAAAUGGUGGAAGAAGGGAGAGGCAACAAAAAUGGUGCAUAUGGGCUGAGAAAAUGGCGCAAAAAGGCAGCAAAAAGAAGCCUUCGUAACCCUAAAAGGAAAAUUUCUGUUUUCCACCCUUUCCGACUCUGCCUAUGUAUAAUGUCUCUUCAAAAUUUCUUGCUGGAAGAGACGCAACAUGACCUAAAAUGAAACUAUAACUGCUCUUUGCCCAGAGAUUUCUAUUAAAAUUUCCUAUGGUCAUUGAACUGCAAGGACUUUUGAACAUGUCAAAGUUUGCUAUAUGAGUAUUUGCAUGCGCUUUUGCCCUCCUUUUGUUUUUUCAAAGCGAUUCAUUUUUCUUCUUGUAGGUUACGGGGAAGUUUCAAUCCGGCUAUAACCCAUUCACGAUUGGAUGUUUUGGGAAUUGCAAGAAGGUCCUCUGCGGCAGCCAAUUCCCACCGUUCGUUUUAGCUGGAACUUUGAAAUUUAGGGCCUCCUGGAUUAGUUUUUAAAUAGAAAUAAGAUUGACAGUUUCAAUCGUUGAUAGAAAAAAAAGUUGUAUGAACUUUCUUUUUAGAGAAAUUCCCACAUGAAAUUGUCGGGUUAGAAACUGACAAGGGAGGUCAUUUCACUUUGCGGUUGGGAAUUUCCUGACAUUGGUCGGAAGGUUCUUUGAUGUACCAAAUGAAGAUUCGGAAAGUAUGAACAACUUCCUCAUUUUUGAGAAAGGACGACUCAAAGUCGAAAUAAGCCUCAAUAGUCAUUUAAAUAGACUAUUUUUGUGACUUAAAAGCCCUUUUUUCUCGAGAACAAUGAAAUUAUGCAGGAGACCUUCACAGUUUUCGUACAUCAAGGAGUUUUAGGGCCAAUUUUGAGGUGAUUCCCAAUCGUAAGUUGAAAUGACCUUCCCUGGGAGAAAAUGCGUGAUAAAGAAUUUUUAGGAUAAAUAAUAACUAAUUUAGCUUCACCCCAUACGUUGAAGAAGGCAAAAGGAGAAGAAGACAAGAGCGGGAGUUGGCCAGUGCUCAACGACAAAGAGAACGUGAAGAGGUUAUUUUAAGAAAAUUAUUUCUCGAUCCAAAUUUUCGUUUUUACAGGCCGAUGCUGAUGAGACGACGGUUCUGUAUGUUCCUGACAAGCAGGGCGGAAAGGACGGCCAUAUUCGGGUAGGGUUCUGAUAACAUUAUUUGUCAAACGAUUAUUGAAAGGACUAGAAUGAGUAGAAGUUGAAAAUAAGGUUUCAGAGACCUUUUCACUCAAUCAGACGUUACUUUUCAAAUUUUUCAAGUUAUCUUCCAUUCUAAACAAAAAGUUAUGGAGGAAUCAAGUUUAAAAAAGGGAAGUUAGCUAUAUUUUUGAACGAAGUUUGAUAAUUAUGGGAAAAUGUUUAGUGGCCAUUAUAGAGGUUUUCUAUUUAGUGGCCACUUCCGUAGUUUUUCAUCGAGUAUUCCUUCCAGUAACUCUGAUAAUUUUAAAACAAACAUAUUUAACCAGUUAUGUUAAUCCAUCGACCCCUAAAGUGGUCACUAAAAUUUUUUAGUGGUUUAGUAGUAGCACUUAGACCUUUAUAGUGGCCACUAAUUUUUAACUCUUUAAGUGGCCACUAAUUUGACUACUAUAGUGGCUAAUAAAACUUCAGAACCCUAUAGUGGCCGCUAAAAAUUUUACCAGAUUGAGUUUGCCAUCAGAGUUUUGUGGUGUGUUCAUCGGACAAAACGAAAAAUGCUUUGAAACGAAAAAUUGAUCCGAAACGAGAAUUAGUACUGUUUUGGAGCAACUUUGGCUAUGAACACGAUUUUUUGUUUUAAAGCAUUUUUUGGUUUCUCAGGUGAACACGCCAUUAGAAGUUUGGGAAAAUAAAGCUCAAAAAGUUAUUUUCAGUUAAAACAACUAAAACUGGCUGACAGCCAAUCCGUCGGGACUUCUUUGUCACUGGCUGGCGAUCGAUCCGUUUCAGAACAGGAUAGAGAUGGCUCCACCUGUAACUUAUUCGAAUCUGCUCAAGGUAGUUUCAUUUUUCCAUGCAGUGCCUUAUCACCUCAUUUUGAAGGUUCACCGCGAGUACAGUCGCCGGCGGCACAUGAAACGUUGAUGCCCCGGAGAAGCGGCGGCGCCGAGAGUACGACGACGAAAUCGUCCUCUUCGACCAGCGCGAUAUCGCCGUCGGCCGCCUACAAGGCUUGUGUCGAAGAAGCGAUGCGAAACACAACCACUGGCACUCCGAAUGGCAUGCAGCGACGUCAGUUUUGUUUCGAAUUGCGGAAUUGAUAACUGAGAAAGUUAAAAAAAAAAGGAUAUGGUCAUUGAUAGUGCUGAUCAGUUAGUAAUAGCCAAAUAACCUUGCGGGGAGUCAUCUGGCGUCCUAAGCCCUCAACUUUUAUAACUGAAAUUUAGUUUUCAAUUUACAGUCCCGAUUUUGCAGCCCUCAACUCUUAUAACUGAAAAAUAAGCUUUUACUGGAAACAUUUUUAGUGGCCACUAUAGAGGCUUGCCAAGGAAUACUUGGAGAGGACACUAAAGUGGCCACUAAACCCACCUCUAUAGUGGCAACUUCAGUAGUUUUUCAUCCUGUAUUCCUUCCAGUAACUCUGAUAACUUUUAAAAAACAGAUUUGACCAGUUAUGUAGAUCCAUUAUUAUUAUCUCAUUUCUACCACCCGAGUGGUCGGUCUUCAUUUCCGCUCUCGUCUGAGAUUUAAUCUGACGCCCGUCAGCCCUGGACAAGCUGGGCGCCGUACCGUUCCUACAUGGAGAAGCAGUGAUCGUCGGAAACGCUUGAAAGUCGUCUACUACUAUCACAAGAGAAGCGAGAUGCUCUACGCGCCGUCUACGUUUGAUCAACGACAGUUUCGCAAACCGACGAACAACUCUUCAAUUAUUCCAUGAUUCAGCAGAGUACCUUCUCUGAAGACUGAAUAAAGUUUCAAGUUUCAAAGUAGAUCCAUUGACCCCUAAAGUGAUCACUAAAAUUUUUAGUGGUCUAGUGGUAGCACAUAGACCUCUAUAGUGGCCACUAAUCCGACUACUAUAGAGGUCAUUAAAACGUCGAAACCCUAUAGUGGCCGCUAAAAAUUUUCCCAGUUAAUUGGCAGUCCCAAAUUUGCAGCUCUCGACUGUUAUAACUGAAAAUUUAGCUUCCAAUUGGCAGUACCAAAUUCGCAGUUCCCAGUUGAAGUUAAUUUUUCAGAUUAAAAGUUGUUUUACUUUCAAAUUUUUGAAGUUGAUGCUUUUUUCCUCUUAUUAUUGAUUUUCUAGCAACGUCAAUGGAAGUCGCCGCGUCGCAGGUCUUCAACGGCGACGCCAACAAGCCGAUGGGUUUCGCCGACGCCGUCCGGAUACACGACAUCUUGAAUAACGGCAAGGGCAAUGGAAGUCCCGCUGCGAAGGCUGUUGCCUUAUAA